AUGUUUGCUCUUCAGAUGAUCAUGCAGCUCCUAGCAAUUGCCAUAUUACUCUUUACAAGUGUGUUUGCAGACCCCAUCAAGCGCAACGAUAAUGAGGUUACACCUGUCGCAAUUCCUGGUCUCUUUGGACUCUUUACCUCUGUUGCCACGUCUGCUUUGACUACUGGUGAACUUGUAAGUCAGAUCUUGUUGACUGGUUUUCUUCGAUUUUCCAGAGAGGGGCCUCGAUGUUCUCGAGCUCGAGGAUCACCUGCACUUGAUUCUUUAAUGUAA
Molecule: messenger RNA, 273 nt
Organism: Sclerotinia borealis F-4128
Lineage: Eukaryota; Fungi; Ascomycota; Leotiomycetes; Helotiales; Sclerotiniaceae
Source: the annotation of a GenBank genome assembly